AUGACAGCAGAGGAUAAAAAGGCCGUAUCUAUACAAGUUCCAGUGAAAGAUGUGGACGAUAAGAGAAGAAAAUUGAAUAAUUCGAAAAUAAAGAAGGAAGAAUUAAAUGAAGAAGAAAAGAAGAAGAAAGAAGAAUUAGAAUUAUUAAUUACAAGAUUAAGAGAUGAAGAUGUAAAUGUUGUAAAUUUGUCGAUUACUUUAUUAAAUAAAGAAAUUAUUGAUACAAGUGGUAUAUUAACAUCAUCAUUAUUAGCAUUAAAGGUAUUAAAAACACAUUAUAAUACUUUAAUAGAAAUAUUUAAUGACAUGAUAUUUGAAGAUUGUAAAAAAAAGUUAAGUAAUAUGAUUAGUGCAUUAUCUACAACAAUAGGAGAUGAAAAUAAUAUUGUAAAGUUUGUUAUCACUGGAAAUAAACAUGAUCUAAUUAAUUAUGGACAUGAAUAUAUAAAAAAUUUAAUAACAAAAUUGUUAGUUGAAUAUAAAAUUUUAAAAGAAGAAGAAAAUAAUCAAAAUGGCUUAACAACAACGACAACAAAUAAAAUUGUUACAAUAAAUCAUAUAUACGAAUUAGUAAAUAUCGUAGUACCUUAUUGUUUUGCACAUAAUACAGAAUAUGAAGCUAUUGAUUUAUUAAUAGAAGUUGAUAAAAUUAAUGAUAUUUAUUUAUAUGUAGAUGAGAAAUCAUGCGAUAGAUCAAUAUUGUAUUUAUUAAAUUUAACACAUUAUAGUUCAUCCACUGAAGAAUAUUAUAAAUUAAUGGAUGUUAUUUUAAAUAUUUUAAAAAAACAUAAUAAACAUGUAGAAUGUUUAAAAAUAUUAUUGAGAUUAAAUAAAAUUGAUAAAAUUAAAGAUCUUAUUUUUGAAUGUAAUGAUAUUUUAAUAUGUAAACAAAUAGCACUCAUUUGUGCAAGACAUUGUGUACAUAUACAAUUUACAGAAGAAGAAAUUAAAAAAUAUACACAUCUUAAUUUAAAUGAAAUUUCCACACUAACAUCAGGAGAACAUUUAUCUCCUAUAUUCUUAAAACUAGCAAAGGAUCUUGAUGUAGAAGAACCCAAAUUACCAGAGGAUGUAUAUAAAUCACAUCUUGAAGAAAAAAGAAAUACAACCGUAUGGGAUUCAGCCAAACAAAAUUUAUCUUCCACAUUUGUUAAUGCAUUCGUAAAUGCUGCUUUUUGUAAGGAUAAAUUAAUGACGGUUAAUUCAUCUUUAUGGAUUUUUAAAAAUAAAGAUUAUGGUCUAAUGAGUGCAACUGCAUCUAUGGGAUUAUUAUUAAUGUGGAACUUAGAUGAAGGAUUAUCACAAAUAGAUAAAUUCCAAUAUAGUAGUGAUCAAUAUGUUAAAGCAGGUGCUUUAAUGGCCUUUGGAUUAGCAUGCACAAAUAUAAAAAAUGAAUGUGAUCCAGCAUAUGCUUUGUUAUCUGAACAUAUAGAUGCUGAAAACACAUUAGAAAAAAUGGGAGCUAUAUUAGGAUUUGGUUAUGCUUAUGCAGGUACUAAUAGAGAAAAUUUAUUAGAUAUUCUAAUUCCACCAUUAGUUGAUAAUGGUUGUAUUAUUGAAUGUAGUGUAUAUGCAGCUUUAUCAUUAGGACUAGUUUUUGUUGGAUCACAAAAUAGAGAAAUUGCUGAAUAUAUAAUAGAUACUGUCCUAGAAAAAGAAAAAGUUAAUAAUUCUUUAGAUACUCCUAUAGCUAAAUUAUAUGCUGUUGCAUUAGGACUUUUAUUUUUAUGUUCAAGAGAAAAAUGUGAAGCUACAUUAUCCGCUUUAGAAAUUAUUAAGCAUCCUAUAUCAAAAUAUAUGAUUGCAACAGUAGAAGGUAUGGCUUUUGCUGGAUCGAAUGAUGUUUUAAAAGUUCAAAAAAUGUUACAAGUAUUAGUUGAAAAAAGAGGUGAUAAAAAAAAUAAUUCUGAUAGUAAAACAACAACAGCAAAUAAUGCAGAUAAUAAUAAAAGUUCCAAUGUUGAUACAAAUAAAGCUACUAAUACAGAUACAUCAAAAAAAACUGAUAAUAAUAAUAAUAAUAAUAAUAAUAAUAAUAAUAACAGUAAGAAUACUAAAAGUAAUGAAGACAAAAGUUCAUCUAGUAAAACCUAUGUAGAAGAUAAUUUAGAUCAAUGUGUAGCUAUUUUAAAUAUUGCACUUAUUGCUUUAACUGAUGAUAUUAGUUCAGAUAUGACUACCAGAAUUAUUGAUCACUUUUUACAAUAUUCAAAUGUAAAUCAAAAAAAAGCAGUACCAUUAGCACUAGCAUUACUAUUUACAUCUUUUCCAAAACCAAAUAUUGUAGAUAUUUUAUCAAAAUUAACACAUGAUCAAGAUCCGGAUGUUGCUUUGCAUGCUAUCAUUUCUCUAGGAUUUGUUGGAGCAGGAACAAAUAAUUCCAGAAUAGCUAUCUUAUUAAGACAAUUAUCUGCAUUUUAUUGUAAAGAUACCAAUGCUAUUUUUGUUGUAAGAUUAGCUCAAGGUUUGUUAUAUAUGGGUAAAGGUUUACUAACUAUUAAUCCAUUACAUUCAAAUCGUUCAAUUAUUAAUUAUGUAUCCUUAGGAUCUCUUUUAAUAACAAUUCAUGCCUGUUUACAAUUAAAAGCUACUAUCCUUGGAAAAUAUCAUUACUUACUCUAUCAUUUGGUUCCUUGCAUUUACCCAAGAAUGCUUGUAACGGUUAAUGAGAAAUUGGAGUCUCUUCCCGUGUCUGUUCGUGUUGGACAGGCCGUUGACAUUGUUGGACAAGCAGGAAAACCCAAAACAAUAACAGGGUUUCAAACACAUGUUACACCUGUGUUAUUGUCUCAUACUGAUAGAGCUGAAAUGGCCACAGAAGAAUAUAUAUCUGUUAAUGAUACCUUAGAAGGUAUUGUCAUUCUUAAAAAGGAUCCAAACUAUAUCCCACCACAAAUAAAUUAA
Molecule: messenger RNA, 2904 nt
Organism: Plasmodium adleri (nom. inval.)
Lineage: Eukaryota; Apicomplexa; Aconoidasida; Haemosporida; Plasmodiidae
Product: 26S proteasome regulatory subunit RPN1, putative
Exons: 4
Coding region: 1-2904 (967 amino acids)
Biological process (GO): proteasome-mediated ubiquitin-dependent protein catabolic process; regulation of protein catabolic process
Cellular component (GO): proteasome complex; proteasome regulatory particle, base subcomplex; proteasome storage granule
Molecular function (GO): enzyme regulator activity
Source: RefSeq, a predicted model, not a curated record